UUAAAUUAUAAAAAAUUAUUAGCUGCUGUUGAUUUAGAGGAAUUAAAUUAUCAUCUCGAGAAUGAUAAUGACUGCAGUGGCGGAAAAUAUACUUUGCCCAAUAAAUAAUUUUUUAGGAGAGGAAUUCACCGUUUGGCAAUGUUUUCGCCAGUCUCACAGGCAAGAUCAUGUUCGUUCAUGAUCAACUCAAUCACAAUGGAGGUACAUGCAGCUAAAAAUAAAGCCACCAACAUCUCUAAAACCUCAGCCAACAAUCUUCAAUCUCCGGGAGAAUCGCGAAUCUGUAUUUAUCAACUGUUUGGCCCGUGCAGGCCAAUCACGUAUUAUCGAACUUAUAAAAUGAUCAAACGAAAUUUGGCGAGGCGCAUGGCUGACACCAACAUGUGGGGCUCUGAUUCACAUUACACGUGUGAUUGGCCCGGGAUUCGCGUCUGGGUCAAAGCACGGGAAAAGCUGUGGACAAAGUGGAAAAGAGAGGGGUGGAGGAGGAAGGGAGAAAUGCCAAAAGUGUCACAAAAACAGAAUCACACAGAAGCACACAGUGUUACCAAAUGUCCCGUUAUCAUCGUUAAUAUUUCGUGA
Messenger RNA from Diachasmimorpha longicaudata, 582 nucleotides. RefSeq lists its product as uncharacterized. The record is from RefSeq and is a predicted model, not a curated record. The transcript has 3 exons. Bases 139 to 582 code for a protein of 147 amino acids. Lineage: Eukaryota; Metazoa; Arthropoda; Insecta; Hymenoptera; Braconidae.